UGUGUGUGUGUGUGUGUGGAGGAAUCUAGGAAGUAACCUCACUUCUCGACCAGGACGACGGGAGACGUCAGUCCUCAAAUUCUCUGAAAACUGUGACUUAUAUCACUCAUUUCGUGUCCGAACUGCCGGGAAGUUACUAUUUCAUCAUGUUUAAAAGCGAAUAAGCAGCUUUUUUGGGCUCACCUUUUUGGGCAGCACAGGUGAGGGAAACUUUUUUUUUAACCUCCUGUAGCCCAUAUUUUCAGUAUUUGGAAUUCGUCAACGCUCCCAAGUUCUCAAGAGAUUGUCCUGUUAUCCUCAAUUUUAGGAAUACUUCGGCUCUUAAGGAUGAACUGAGGGUUUGUUUUCGAAAGUGGAGACUGGCAGAAAGGUGGGGCUGUGCGUUAUGCUGAAGCCUGCCUGUACAUCAGGAUAUCAGGAUGAGCGCUACAGAUGGAGCCGGGGCCCCUGAGCGGGACGAAGAGGCCCGUGUCGUGCAGAUCUACCCCAGGCCGUCCCAGGACACAGCUGCCUACUGUCCCCUGCAGGUCAGUGGUGGGGACACGACAAGGACAGUCAUCCACAACGCCGUGGUCACGCUGGGCCUGGAUGCCUGCCAGAAGUACAGCCUGCUGGAGGUGAGGGAGAUCGAUGGAGAGGAGAGGUUACUGCGGGCUGGAGACUCCCCUUUGGAGCGUGUCCUGCUGUGGCCACCAGAGACGCAGAGGUGGCACCUUAAGACCCAAGGCUACUACUUCAUCCUGCAGCAGCAGCAGCAGCAAGCUAACAGUGGAGACGACCAAGUGGAAAGCAUCACAGAGGAAUAUGAUGAUCUUUGUAACCUCCAAACUGUGACUGAGGAGAGUAUCCUUGAAGCAUUACGCCAGCGCUUCUAUAAGCUUAAAAUCUACACCUAUGCCAGCAGAAUCCUCAUCGCCCUCAACCCCAAUAAGUUCCUACCCACUUACUACAAUCCCAAGUAUGUCAACAUGUAUGAGAAGCAGCCACUGGGCAAACUAAGCCCUCAUAUAUUCGCCAUAGCAGAUGUGGCCUUCCGGGCAAUGCUGAAGAGGCAGGUUAACCAGUGCAUUGUGAUAUCUGGUGAGAGUGGCUCUGGGAAGACUGAAAGCAGUAGUUACCUCAUCCACUGCCUGACCGCCCUCAGCAAGAAGACGUACUGCAGCGGGCUGAAACGAACCAUCCUCGGUGCAGGACCGGUGCUUGAGGCCUUCGGCAACGCCAAGACUGCAGAGAAUAACAACUCGAGUCGCUUUGGGAAGUUCAUCCAGCUGAACUAUCUGGAGAGCGGCGUCAUCAGAGGGGCAUUUAUUGAGAAGUACCUGCUGGAAAAGUGCAGAGUGGUGUCCCGAGAUAAGAAUGAGAGGAACUACCAUGUGUUCUACUACCUGCUCGUGGGAGCGUCCAAAGACGAGCAGGAGGAGUUUCACCUCCUACAGCCGCAGGAUUAUCUCUACCUCAAGCAGGAAGACUUCUCUUUAGAUGACGAGGAGAAUCUCAGGCAGAAAUACAAGAGGCUUCAUCAAGCCUUGGAGAUGGUCGGCUUCCUGGCCGCCACCAAGAAAUACAUAUUUUCCAUCCUCUCGGCGAUCCUUCACCUGGGCAAUGUGACCUUCACACUGUCUGAAGACAGUGAAGUCCUGGAAGUGGGACCUGAUGAAGUUUUGUCCUCACUGUCAGACCUCCUGAAAGUGAAAAAGGAGCUUCUGGUGAAGACUUUGACCAAGAGGAGAGUAGUGAGUGCCAACGCCUCUGUGCUUUCACAGUACAACCUACAUGAGGCCUACAGUGUGCGGGACUCCAUGGCCAAGUCUUUAUACAGCGUCCUGUUUGACUGGAUCAUCCUUCACAUCAACCAUGCAGUGCUGAACAGACAGGACAUCAAGGACUCUGUCUCUUGUUUGUCCAUCGGGGUACUGGAUAUGUUUGGAUUUGAGAACCUCCGCAUGAACAGCUUUGAGCAGCUGUGCAUCAACUACACCAACGAGAAACUGCAAUAUUACAACAACCAGCACAUCUUCAAGCUUACACAAGAGGUCUAUGUGUCAGAGGGCCUCACCUGGAAAAACAUCGACCACUCUGACAACAGUGGCUGCAUUGAGCUGAUCGGUGAGAAAGCAAGCGGACUCUUUAAACUGCUGGACGAGGAGAGCAGCCGCCCUCAGGCCACGGAUGAAACCUUGAUGAACAAGUUGAAGAGGCAGCAUCAUGACAGCCCGUUCUUCUCACCCGCUUCAGAUACAGAGUCAUCUUUUGUUAUUCAACACUUUGCUGGCAGGGUCAAGUAUAACAUCAAGGAUUUCCGGGAGAAAAACACUGAGCACAUGCGUCCUGAGGUUAUAUCACUUCUACGGAGCAGUGAGCGGUCUUUCCUGCAUCACUUGGUUGCGUCGAGUCCGGUGGCGCAGUUCAGAUGGGGAGUCCUUAGAGCCACCAUCCGCAUCCUCUCAGUGUUCAAAAACAUGGGACGCAAGCGGGCUGAACUGAUUAAAAGCAGACAUAACUCCCGGAUAUCUCUCAAAUGCAUGAGACAGCAGAGCAGUCCCAUCAACAGGCUGUCCAGCAACAGCCUGACCUUGGAUUUCUCCUUCGAUCGCUCUGAUGAUCUGUCUCUCGACGUAUUUGACAUCUAUACAUCUUAUGAGCAGAAGAAAAAGAGCCGAGCUGGUCGACAGAAGCAGCUGAUUCCAAAGAACCUCGUGAAUCUCAACUCAAUCCAACAUAUCGUUGGCCUGACUGCACAUGACCGAACCAGCAAAGUUAUCUUCCACCCUCACAGGACGACAAAGCCCCCCACAGUUAACGCCCAGUUCCAGGCCUCGCUCGGGAAGCUGAUGGAGACGAUGGAAAAAGCAGAGCCCUUCUUCAUUUUCUGUCUUCGCUCCAAUGCUGAGAAGAAGGAGCUCCAUUUUGAUGAUGAACUCGUGCUGCAGCAAAUCAAGUACUCCGGCAUAGGGCAGAUUGUUCACGUCCAGAAGUCUGGCUACACCGCCAAAUACACUUUUAAGGAGUUUGUAAAUAAGUUCAGAAUGCUGCUACCUAAAGGAGCUACGGCAACACCGGAGCAUAUAACAGAACUUCUCGUGAAGAUGGAGCUACACAAGAACACCUAUCAAAUCGGGAAAACACAGGUGUUCCUGAAGGAGAAGGAGAGACAACUGCUACAAGAUUCACAGAACAGAAAAGUGAUGCUUCACAUCAUUAUUCUGCAGCGCUGGUUCCGUGGCUGUCUGAUGAGGUUACACUUCCUGCAAAGGAAAGAUGCCACUAUGAUCAUACAGAGGAACUGGCGUGAGUUUUAUGAGAAAGAAAACAGAGCUGCUACAGUGAUCCAGACAGCAUGGAGGAGUUCCUUAAAGAAGUCAAAGCACCCACACGAGAAUGAGGGUACAGCACGGCCCGGACGGGACAGCUUGACAAAAAAAGAGUUGAGGAGGCAGAGCAAAAUUGAGAUGAGUCCCAGCAGAACCCAGCAGCCCGACCCGGUCAACGGCCAGUCUGCACAGAGAGACCGGAGCAGGGAGAAGCGAGAGGGCAGAGGUUCUCCUCCCCCUCUGAACAGACCCCUCUCCCUCCCACUGGACCCUAAAGGUUGCAGCAACGAUCCUUCCACCAGCCCUUCCAAGGCCAGCUCGCUACAGCGCUAUACAGAAAUGGGGGGCAUGAAGGAGAAGGCCGAGAAGUGGCGGGAAAGACAGAGCGAUGACUCCAGUCCAGAACUGCGGCGACGAGACAAGUCGAAAGAAGGAUUUCAGGGCAAGGGGAAGUCCAUGUCUGUUGAUGAACUAUCAAAGAUCAGCUCCUCCGGCUCUGAUAGCUCCCCUUCCACCAGCAAGCGGCUACCAGCGGAGCCUGAUGGGUCGAGGUUCAGUCUUCCACCCAGAGGAAACGAUGAAGAGUCCAGACAACAGGGAUCUCGCCAAUCACAACUCACAACUCCUGAGAGGAUCUGGUUUCUCAGUAAAUUCCUAAAGAAGCGUGCUCCUAAAUAUUCCCCCAACAAUGAAUCUCCUUCAGAUAAAACUGCAAUGACUCUGGGUAGCUACACUCCGCAUCCAUACCACAUGCCAAAGCAGGACAAUGAGCGGGUGAGUCAAAACCCCACCAUUCGAAUAAGCCGAUCCACUCGGGUGACGCAGUGGAACAAAUCUCUCGACCGAGAGAUCACCGACACCAAAGAGCUUCGAGACCUGGACGAAUUCCUGGGAAAUCAGGUGAAUGAGCUGCAAUCUAGAAUAAAAGAGCUGUCACCAACAGAGAAGAUCUUCCACACAUCCACCAUGCAGUUCAGAGAGACCAUCAAAGGCAUGUACUCGGUCAAGAAGCCUCAAAUCGGCUAUAAAGAUCUGAUGAAGGGCUACGAAAACAAGGUCGGUACGCUCGCAGGGCCCAAGCAGAAGUCUGAAGUCUCGCUGGUGGUCAACUUGUUUCAGUCUGUGCUGGACGGCUUCAUCAGGGGCCAGAUCAAACGAGCAGACUCUGAACCAAGCAAGGCUACAAAGACAACCAAGAAGAGGAGGAAAAAGGACACAUGUGUCAAUAGUCCUCUGGAUCAUCGGUUCAGCACUUACCAAGUCAACAUCAUGCAGUCAUGUGACCUGUGCGGCUCCUACAUCUGGGGGAUGGAGAAGGCCUACAUGUGCAGUGCCUGCAAGUUAAUAUGUCACAAGAAAUGCCUGGACAAAAUCAUCACAGACUGCUCGACACGGUGCGCCAGGCAGGAUGACAGUGUACCGGGCUCGCUGCACUUUGGGGUGCAGGUGUGUGUCCUCACCAGUAAAGCCAACCCCAUACCCAAAGUGGUGGAUUCCCUGCUGAUGCACGUGGAGCUCAACGGCCUCUACACGGAGGGAAUUUACCGCAAGUCGGGCUCAACCUGUAAAGCCAGGGAGCUCCACCAGAUUCUGCAGACCAAUCCUGAUGGAGUCUGUUUAGAGAAAUACCCGAUCCACACCAUCACAGGUCUGGUUAAACGCUGGCUCAGAGAGCUGCCGGACCCCCUCAUGACGUUUUCUCUCUACAGUGACUUUCUACAUGCUGCAGAACUGCCAGAGGAAUCGAAGAGGAUAAGAGCUGUUUAUCAAAAGGUGGAUGAACUUCCUCCUGCUAAUUACAACACGUUGGAGCGGCUCAUCUUUCACCUCGUCAGGGUUGCAAAAGAGGAAGAGCACAACAAGAUGACUCCAAGCUCUCUUGCUAUCGUGUUCGCCCCCUGCAUCCUUCGGUCACCUGAUGUCAAUGACCCUUUCCUUGGCAUGAAGGACGUAUCCAAAACUACAAGGUGUGUGGAGGUCCUGAUAUCUGAGCAGUUCAGACGCUACAACGAAAAGAUGCAGAAUAUCCAGCAGCUGGAAUACGCUGAGGCGCUGGCUGUCAAUCAGCUCAAACUGAGGAGACAAAACACGGUUGUUGAAAAGUCGUCAGAGGUGGACGCUCCAGAAUCGAUGCCUUCAGAUGAGACGGAGAGGACCCUCAUCGAUAGGAUCAAGUCCAUAAAGCAAGAAAAGGUGGACUUGGCUUGCAGGUUACCUGACCUGGAGCAAGACAACUCUGACAACUCUGACAACUCUGACAACUCUGACAACUCUGACAACGACAACAUGGACUCGUCAUCGUGGAUGAGCACAGAGAGCCUCGAAGGCCAACUGGACAGCCAGGACUCGGAAGGAAAAGUGACCAUGAGAAUUAAAACCCAAAAACCAGACUGCCCACCUAAACCUCCUGACCUGGCGCAGAGAGUCAGAAGUCUAAUGGCUCUGUCAGGUGAUAACCAGAGAGAGUUCACACCAGGACAAAAUAAAACAGAUGUUACCCGACACACGUGCUUCCUGCCUAUCCAAGACAAUCCCUCACCAAGUGACAGGCCGCAGGACACCAGCAGGACUAUCAAUAUGAGCUUUGACGAUCUAGAGAUCCCUUACAUCGAUGACGAUGAAGAUCUAACCUAAACAUGAAACAACAAGCUGUAAACUUUUUCAUUAUGUGUUAAAAAUUGUAUGGCAAAAAAAGAAAGUGUAAACUUUGUUUUAUAGAUUUACCAAUGCUGCUACAAAAACAGUGCUUUGAGAAUGUGUUUGUAUUUAAUGGGAGGUUGUAAAGACCGUCUCUUCAGGGCGUUCAUGGCAGAUCCGGACCCAACAUCAAGGACUAUUCUGCCUUUUUUUUCUUUUUCUUUAUUAAACUAUGGAAACAUGUGAUUUUAAUCCAUUUCAGAAUUGUACAGUACACAGUUUAUAAUGGGAAGGUGUUUUGUACCAGUCAUGUGAAGCGGUGUGACAAGUUUGUUUCAUCUAUUGAGAAAAACAGGACAACACGAUGAGGAGCAAUUGAGGACACAAGCACCUCUUUUGCAGAAGGACUUCAUUCUGGCCUGAACCAAUGUGGUACUCAGAGGAGGUUUUGGCCUUUUUAUGGGGAAAAACAAAAGUUGUAAGUGUACCAUAAAAUGAGAACUCCUCCAUCGCAGAGGGCAGCGUUGUAUGAUGUGCCUUCAUUGAGUGCAUUUUAUUUUUACCUUUGAAAUGUUUUGUGUUGUUGUUCUGUUUCCUGUGGUACAAAUCACUGCUGUGACUGAGCGUUCAUUCAACACACCUGUAAAGGGAAUGCUCAUAAUGCUGCCAAACCGACUGAAAAUACUCUCCUUUGUCACUUUUAUAUGGUAUUGCAAAGCAGUGCAGUUUCACCAAGUAAAAUUUUGUCUAUGCAUGUAGAUUUUCUUUUUUGAUGUGCAUGCCUGUACUUUUAUAUGGGGUAUGAAUAAUGCGUAUGUAGGUGAACAUUGUCCAAGUUUGAAUACCUUCAACUAAAAUAAACUGACAGUGUCCAAUGCCUCUUGCUGUAAUAAAAUAAAACAUAUUUA
Messenger RNA from Labrus bergylta (ballan wrasse), 6856 nucleotides. RefSeq names its product unconventional myosin-IXb. Gene Ontology annotation, molecular function: GTPase activator activity; ATP hydrolysis activity; actin filament binding. NCBI's taxonomy places the organism in Eukaryota, Metazoa, Chordata, Actinopteri, Labriformes, Labridae. Gene Ontology annotation, cellular component: actin filament; ruffle; myosin complex. The record is from RefSeq and is a predicted model, not a curated record. Gene Ontology annotation, biological process: lamellipodium morphogenesis; intracellular signal transduction; actin filament-based movement.